This is a messenger RNA of Ophidiomyces ophidiicola, 1191 nucleotides long. RefSeq lists its product as uncharacterized. The record is from RefSeq and is a predicted model, not a curated record. The transcript has 2 exons. Bases 1 to 1191 code for a protein of 396 amino acids. Lineage: Eukaryota; Fungi; Ascomycota; Eurotiomycetes; Onygenales; Onygenaceae.
AUGGCUGAACCAGCUCCAGUCUCUGCAGCAGCACUACUCCCCCACGUCUCUCUGCCCGCCGCUGGCCCUCCCGCAGCAGGCACCGCCGUGUCCAGCGCCGCCUCGCCGUCGUGGUUCCUCAACCGCGAUCCUCACUUUCUCCCAGCCUGGGCGCGGAGUCACGUGAAAUACGCGCAGAACCUCCUGGAGUCCAGCAGCGAACCCAUUGAAUAUGACCACGACGAGAUAGACUACCGAGAUAACUGUUUCUUCUUCCCGGAAGACUGCGUCUAUCACCCGCCGCCACCCCAGCCCGGCCAGCCGUCGCUCCUGGGCGAUUGGGCGAGCAUCCCGGAUGCUACAGAGGCCGACUCCGACCUGGAAAGUAGCAUCGACAAAAUGGGCCCUUCGAUGCUCUCUGGCAUACGCAUGCUGGACACAGCAGCACUGACGGAUUUGCUGGAAGACAACCUGUCCCCGCCCGAGAUCACCUCCAUCUUUAUUUUUGCUACGAACGGCGCUAUAUUUGCCCACGCCUCUCCCCUGCCUCAACGACAGGUGAGGAGUCUCUGUGCCACAUAUGGAACCGCCUACGUAUCCUACGCAGUAAGUCACUCGAAUGGCAACUUGACGGGCGUCAAUCCUGCAACCAACCCAUCAUCAUUCGUGACUGCACCAUCUAUUCCGCUGCGCGACGUUAGCAGCAUAAUAUUCGAGCUCGACGACCACGUCGCAGUCGUGACAAAGAUUGCGGAGAAGGUCCUGCUUGCCACGGUUGGCCCAGCACGCACUGACAACAAUCCCAAAUCUCCCCUUUCCAACGGCAACCACCGAAUCCCUACUCUGACAAGCUCAACAGCCAGUGAUGUUGAACACGCCCUUCGGCCUGUUGACUUCUUCCCAACUGCCCAAGAGCAGCUCAGAAGCUCUACUCUUGAACAAGCCGCGAAACUCGCCUCAUCGGCGCCCGCACAGGCCGGCAUUAUCCCAGUAUUUGCUCGCGUUAGCGGUACGAAUACUACAAACGAAGCAGCAGACGAAUCCUUACGCGCGCAGUGGGAAAUCGAUAGGACGAGUGACCUGGACCGCUUAUCCAGUUUGAAUCUCAACUCACCACCUACGAUUUUACUUGCCUUGGAGUCCAAAUCUGCAGCCCUGGGGAGAUUCUUAAGUAAUAAGCUGGCCGAUUUAGAGAGCCCGGAAGAUUUUUGA